ACAAACCUUCCCCCACCAUCUGCUAAGGAAAAAUCUCACAACUCUAACUCUCACAAGAGAGUCUCAGUGAAGGGGUGACUCUCUCCUCUAAUUUGACUUACAUUGCAAUACUAAAAGACUCAAACUGGGUUGUCUUCAGAAGGGAAAUUCAUGCUCAUGCCAGGUCAGCCUUUGUGAAAGACUUUGGAUUCCCUGGAAAACUGUGGAUUUUCUGCUCUGGCAUUUCAAUCACUUGGAAUGACCACUACAGUCUCGCAUCCUGGAACCCUCCGGAUUUGACCUAAAAUUAAUUCUGAUUUUGCAUUGAUGAAAAGAGUUUCUCUAACCUUAUGGUGACUUUAAGACUCUUGAAUUGAAAAGAAACUACAUGGGGAAAACAAAUCUUUGGGAAGUCCAAGUGUAACUCUGCUGCUGUUUUCCGACUUCGGUGAGGGCCUCCUGACCAAGCAACCAAGACAGCCCCUGACCUGCCAUGUACCCCAACCCCCUCGUCUACUGCACCUGCUGGGAUCCCUGGAACUUGGGGCCACGAAAGCUAAUCAAGACCCCUCAGCCACCAAGCAAGACCUCCUCAGUGAAGCCCAAGCUCUCUCCUCUUCCUCCAGCUGGAAAAAAACAAAAUUAUGCCCAACCGAUAACAAAACCUGUUGUCUCCCCAAAAAUGAAAGUCCAUUUAGGAAAACAAGAGGAGAGCAAUAAAUUACCUAAUGAAGUGAUAAACGUAUCACCUGGCUACCGCCUCGUUCGGAACAGGGAGCAGAUUUCUGUCACCUUGGGAGAUGAGAUGUUUGAUAGGAAAAAACAUUCAGAAUCGGAGGACGUGGGCAAAGUCAAAAUUUCCAGGACUGAUAUCAUUGCUGACCUCAAAGAACAGAUCUCAGAGCUGACAGUGAUCAUAGAGCAAAUGAACAGAGACCAUCGUUCUGCCCAAAAAUUGCUCUCUAAUGAAAUGGAUCUCCGCUGUGCUGAGAUGCAGAAGAACUUUGAAAGCAAGACGAGGGAGCUCGAGGAAGCUCACGCAGCACAACUCAGUGAGUUGGAGAAAAACUACAAAGCAGCCUUGAAGGCAGAAAAGUUGGCUGCCCAGGACAAACUAGAGGAGAUGGGAAAAGAAUAUAAAUAUUUGAAGAAUAUGUUUCAUAUAUAUCAGGACAGCAUUUAUGAUGAAAUGGAGGACAAGUGGUCAAAGAAGAAGGCAGAGUGGGAGAAGGAUGAGAAGCUGGAACGGGAGAGGAUACUGUUACAGCAAAAACAUAAGAUAACCAGAAAGUUUGAGUUAGAAUCAGAAGAAGAAAGGAAGAAAAUAAAUGAGUCUUACACAGCUAUCUUUGAGAACUUCAAUCAGGAGAAGGAGGAGCUCUUAAAACAACAUGAAAGGGAUACCUUGCAAUUAGAGGAGCUUAGAAAGACAAAAGAGGUCAUAGAGGAAGAGUUGUAUGCUCAAGCUCUUAUCCUAGAAUCACUUAACACAACCCUCUACCAAACCCAGAUGGAACUCCAGAGAGAGAAAGCUGUGGUAGCAACUCUGGAGAAAACACUCCAGAUCAAGCUUACUGAAGCUGAAGACAAGUUUAAGUACACCAUACACAAUCUGACAGAAGAAAACAUUCAUCUAAGGCAAAAGAUAAUUGCCCAAAAUGAAGAAAUUUAUGAUGAACGGUUUGGGAGAUCUACCUCUGUUACUAUUUAUGAGCAUAAUUCUGACACUUUGGAAGAUGGUGGCAACGAAACGCAAGAAUCACGAGGAGAAGAGUUGGUCUCUAUGACCAAAGAUGUGAGGAACCAAAGAUGUUAGAACCAUCUUUGGUAGGCUUAAGAACUCCUGUGAGGUUUUCUUGAGAAAUGAAUAUGGUGAGUUUAGCUUUUGGCCUUGCCUUGAUUCUACUUGUGACUCUUCACAAUUUGUUUUCUUCUGAGUGACUGAGAAUGUUUGAAUUCUCAUCUCAAUUACAUAGACAUUCAUGACUCUUCAUUGAAAAGUAAUUGUCUCUAUACCUAGAGCUGAGGGUCUCUAGGCUUUGUACUAUUUUCUCUUCCACCUUUACAUAUUUCAUUACCAAAGAUACUUACCUGAAGAACUUCUUUCUAUUAAAUGAUGACAAUA
Molecule: messenger RNA, 2104 nt
Organism: Bubalus bubalis (water buffalo)
Lineage: Eukaryota; Metazoa; Chordata; Mammalia; Artiodactyla; Bovidae
Gene: FLACC1
Product: flagellum associated containing coiled-coil domains 1
Exons: 15
Coding region: 473-1795 (440 amino acids)
Cellular component (GO): cytoplasm; sperm fibrous sheath; outer dense fiber
Source: RefSeq, a predicted model, not a curated record